Molecule: messenger RNA, 1500 nt
Organism: Fonsecaea erecta
Lineage: Eukaryota; Fungi; Ascomycota; Eurotiomycetes; Chaetothyriales; Herpotrichiellaceae
Exons: 1
Coding region: 1-1500 (499 amino acids)
Source: RefSeq, a predicted model, not a curated record
AUGCCUAUCAUCAGCAAGCUGGUCAAAGGCAUCGGGGCAGGCAUUGGGGCAGCUUCGGAGGCCAUCGCCGACCACAAAGAAAAGAAAGCUGCCAGAGAGCGUGGCGUUUCCCCUAAUCCUCUAGGCGAAAAUGAGACGGGUGAAAGCUCCAGGUCUACAUUUGAGCCUGGAGCCCACGGCAGUCAUUCAGAAGACAAAAAAACUCACGCACACGGAGACAAGGACGACGACUCCUCGAGCGUGGGCAGUUCAGACUUGGACAAUGACGCGGCAGAAUGGGCACUUGAUGAGGCGGCGGAGGAACUUGACCAACCACCUCCAACUUAUGAGCAAGCAGCAGCGACAAGCCCUGCGUCCGACGAAGAGGUCGCAAAGGCCUUUCUCAACGAGCACAAGAUCGCUCCGACUCCGUCUCUGACAUUGAAACCGCUCCCAUCUCCAGUCAUUCUCCCUCAACGCCGGCCUAAAGACAAAAGCCGGGGAUUUGUUCGGGCAUACGCUCCUCUCUUGGGUGAAUGCGCCGGUAUCGAUCAGAAGACCUUCAUCGAUUUCGUCAACGACCUGGACACAGCUUCCAAGGCCAGCCCAGUCUUCGACGUGAUCAACUUGGCGUGCUUUGCUGUGGGUCUGGUGCCCAACCCGAUCACCAUGGCCGUCAGCAUUGCGGUACAGGUCGCCAGUGGCACUGGCAAAGAGCUCCAGUCCCGCUACCGCCGCAACACCUAUCUCGACCAAAUCAACGAAUCACUCUUCAAACCGCGCGGGCUGUACUGCCUGAUCAUGACCUUCAAGCCGGACGACCCCCAUCAUCCGGUCCUCGGCAUGGACCUGUCGAGCUCCCAGUCAACCGAUCAGGCCCUCGUCAAGGCAACCUCAAUCCCCGACUCGGAACUAAAGCAGAAGCUCGCCAAGAUCCGUCUCACCUCCGGCGUCAGUAAAGGCGAGUUCUCCCUCCCCGAAUCGGCGCCGCUCAUCUACCCGGCCCUCGACGCCGCCGCCCAAGCGGCACUCGACAGUGCUGGAGGGACCUCGGGCGCCACACAAAAAGUCCUCCCUCAGAGCACCAAGGACAAGUUACAUUCGUCCUCGGGCUUUCUCGCGAACUACCUCGAUCGCCGGGCCCAGGCGUCGUACGCGGGCAUGCACCCAGACAGCAAACUGGUGAUGCCUCCGCCCGAGAAGAAGUUUGCGUCGCGGUUCUCCGACCCCAAUCAUCCCGCCAACUCGGGCACCAUCCUCGGCCUGCUGACCGGCGGCCACUUCGACCCAAAGGCCAAGCGACGGGGCCGUCGAGCCCAGCGACAUGCCCGGUGGCGAGGCUACGAGCUGAGCGAGACGGACGUGCGGAACGCCGAGAUGGGCCGACUGCCCCGGCGGCACCAGGGGCUGAUCCGCCGUGUCUUGCACAAGAACAUUCUGUAUUUGACCAUCGUCAACUUGCCCAGCGAGAGCGAGAUGCGGGAGAAUAUGCAGCAGCUCGAGAAGGCUGGCAGCAAGUGA